Chenopodium quinoa (quinoa) is the source of this 3807-nucleotide messenger RNA. RefSeq names its product BTB/POZ domain-containing protein At3g09030-like. Lineage: Eukaryota; Viridiplantae; Streptophyta; Magnoliopsida; Caryophyllales; Amaranthaceae. Gene Ontology annotation, biological process: protein homooligomerization. The record is from RefSeq and is a predicted model, not a curated record. Bases 146 to 1582 code for a protein of 478 amino acids. The transcript has 2 exons.
GGUUUUGGGAAAUGCAAUACAUGAGCUUGACUUUACUACUUUACUUGUAAUUGAUUAAAAUCUCGUUCCAUAAUUACCGACUACUUCUCCGUAAUCCGCAUCAGAAUUUUCAUCAAAUUUCUCCGUAAUCCACUAAAACUUCACAAUGAACACCAAAGAUGUUAUUAACUCUUUCCCUGAAUCCAACCCAAAUCAGCGAAUUAAGCUCAACAUCGGUGGCAAACUCUUCGAAACCACCGUCUCAACCUUGCAAUCCGCCGCCCCUUCCUCCUUCCUCGCUUCUCUAUCCUCCACUCACUCACCAAGCUUCAUCGACCGCGACCCUGAAAUCUUCUCAUCCCUUCUCUCUCUCCUCCGCACUCACCGCCUUCCCUCCACCACCCUCCGUCACUUCUCCCUCCAUCAACUCCUUAACGAUUCCCGCUUCUACGGCCUCAAAUCUUCCUUUGUCUCCUCUCUCUCUCCUCCCCCUCUCUCCCCCUUCGACGCAUCCUUUGUCUCCUCUCUCUCUCCUCCUUCCUCCGCUGUCGUCUCCGCCUUCUCCGCCGCUGCCGCCAACUCUCUCCUUUUAGCUCAUUCUGGACAGAUCUCGUACUACGAUGGUCUAAUUCUUUCUCUCUCAUCCACCGUCCGUACCCAUCUCGAUGAUAUAUCCUCCAUCGUUUCUAUCUCUCCUGAGAUAUCGGCUGUCGGAUCAAACUCUUUUUCUGGUCUACAUUUGUAUACUAGAGAAAAACAUGCCGGGUCGUUGUACUGGAUGGAUGAUUCAGAUACAAGGGUUCAUAAAUCUCGAGUCACUUCCAUCGCUGACUCGGUGGGGAUUGACGAUGACUCGGGGAUGGCGGUGUUUGCUGCUGCGUUUGAGUGUAGACAUGGGGAGAAUGCCGUCCUUAUUGUCGAUAAAUCGACGCUAAAAGUUGUGGCGGAGAUUGGCAGGCAGUCCGGUAACUCUGCCAAAUCCACCGCUAUUAAAAGGUUAAGGUGGGUUCCGCAAGUGGGGUUGCUGGUGGGAAGUGCGGUGAAUUGGGGGGCGUUCGGGUAUUCGGGUUAUGUCCGGGUGUGGGAUCCUAGGUCUGGGGAGAUUGUAUGGGAGACGAAUGAGCCAGGUGGGGUGGUUAGGAGUAGUAGGUUGGGUGAUACGAUGGCGGAUAUUGAUGUUGAUCCAGAAGGGCUAUUUUUGGCUAAGGUGGGUUCGAAGACGGGGGACUUGGGUGUGGCUGAUUUGAGGAAAUUAGGUUCUGACUCAUGGGUGUAUUUGGAGGAUCGGAACCCAGGAUUGAGUAGGGAUUGGAAUGCUGGGGGAAGUGUGGUGGUGCAUUGUUACAAGGAAAAUGUGUUUGUUGGGAGAGAUGGGGGAUUGGAAGCUUGGUCAAGGGUGGCAGACCGAGCAGUUGGAGGAGGAGGCGAGAGAGAAUGGGGAGUGUUUAGGAGGAAUUAUGUAGAUAAGGUGGAGGACAUAAAGCGGGGGAUAAUAAGUAAGAUUGAAGGAGGUGGGAAUAGGCUCUUUGUUAGAAGGGAGAAUGUAGAAGGUAUUGAAGUUUGGGAGACUUCUUGUUCAUCUGGGGUUAAGACGGCUGUAUGAUCUUGAAAUUGGAAAGGCAUUGCGGCUUUGUGAUGAUGGAUGACUCUGGCUGCCACACCCAAUGAGCUUCGAUCCCGGAGGGUUUCAGUGAGCUUGAUGAAUUGGUUUCUCCUCCUCAUCUAGUUCAUCCCUCAGCUGGAAUGAUCAUGAUCACUAGGGCGGAUUUGAUAACUCUUGAGCAACAUUAUCAAUCGGUGCUUCCUGAUCAUUUGAAGAAAUCCAAUGAAACAUUAACUAGUGUUACUGUUCCAUUGCCCCAAAAUCAAUGUGCUGGUGUAGUGCUGAUGUUCGAGUUCGUUCUCCUACUCGUGAUGCUGGUGCUACCGGAUUAAUUUUAGAUUUGUGGAGAGCAACCUCAAUGCACCAGUAACUCGAGCUCCAGAAGUUACUGUUCCAUUGAAUUCAGAGCUCGAUACUAGUUUUGAUGGUGGUAUGGGUGCUAAUAAGCCAAAUGGACAGCCGAAAAAGGUUGAAGCUCCUGUUAAUGGGAACAAUGGAUGGUAUGACCUUUUAGGGGCAAGCUUACACCUAAAGGCACAGCUCCCUUUUGUUGCCCCUUCUUAAGAAUGGCAAACCAAUUGCUCAAUUGCAAGCCGCAGAAAUUCACGUAGGCAAUGAAAAGUGGUCUAAUGCAAUUGUUUUAUAUGUUGUUGGAUUUUAUCCUACUAUUGCUGCAAUUCAUAGAUUCAUUUCUCAACAGUGGAGCAAUUUUGAAAAACUUGAAGUGUUUUGGCAUGAUAAUGGCUAUUUUGUAAUUAAUCUAUGUUUAAUUGAUGAUAAAAAUGUUGUCCUAUGUUCUGGUCCUCACAUGAUAAAUGGUAAACCAGCCAUGGUUAAGCCACUGAUAAAUUCAAUUUUCAUGAUGAAAUAUUAAAAACAGUCCCACUUUAGGUAAGAAUUCCUAACCUUCCUUUAAACUGCUGGUCUCAGUAGAAUUGGAAGUCUUCUGGGAGGGGAAUGUACUUUCAUGAUGAAAUAUUAAGAACAGUCCCACUUUGGGUGAGAAUUCCUAGCCUUCCUUUAAACUGCUGGGGCCUGAAACUCUUAGUAGAAUUGGAAGUAUUCCAGGAGUUCCUUUAUAUGCAGAUGAAUGUACUUCUAGAUAGUCGGGGUUUCUUUUGCUAGGUUAUUGGUUGAGGUUGACAUUACCAAGCCUCUUCCUAAAUCUGUUUUGGUGGAAAGUCCAGCUGGUUGAGCUUAAGGUUCAAUUUGAAUGGUCCCCACCCUUUUGUAAAAAGUGUGAUAAAGUGGGGCAUAACUGUGAUGUUGCUUCUAAAGCUAAACCUAAGCAAGUGCCUGAUCCUGCCUAGUGAAGAAAGUUUGGGUUCAAAAAUAGCCUAGCACCUGGACUGCUACUCCUGCUCCUGGUAUUACUACUACUAAUUUUGAAGAUGACUGGAGGGUGGUGGGAAGGAAAACCAGACCUCAGCAGAUUAAUUGUCAACAUCCUGUUGUUACUAGUGCUAACACCUUCAAUGUCUUACUGCAGAAUGAGCUUGAUGACAUAGAUCCUAUCAUGGGUGAUGGUAAUCUCCCCUUCUAGGGUCAUGAUUGUUGCUUCUUGGAAUAUCAGGAGCAGAUGUAAAAAGAUUGCUUACUGCUCAUAAUAUAAAUGUGGUAGGUAUUCUGGAGACUUAGGAAGGUUUUUUUAGAAUCCUUCCUAAAAGGUGGCCUUUGGAUCUUGGUCCUUGGUUGGUGGUUGUGUGCCCUUAGGGGCUUUAGGCGUUUGGGUUUAGGCCUACGGGCUUUUUGUAUUCCUGUUUUGCUGCUUUGCAGCUCCUUUUGGUAAUAAAAUUUACUAUUUACCAAAAAAAAAGUACACGAAUCUAAAACAAAUAAAUGUUUCUUUUUAAUUGAUUUUGAUGCGUAUGUGGAGUGUUUAUACUAAAUUAAAGAGAUGCAUAUAUGUACAUGUACACUAAGGUUAAGAUAUGAGACUUUGUAUAUAUAUGUACAACAAUUAUACACUAUAAUUAACGCCUAAAUUUGGGGAUGAUGCUUCUUUCUUUUGCUGGAUCGACUUGGUCUCCUUGCAUCCAAGACAAAAUAUUUUGAUCAAUAUUAACAUAGAAUAGUUUUAGCCUUACGAAAUUUCGACAUAACGAGUAGCUUAGAAUAUAUAUAGCAUAUAUCUUUAUUCAGUAUCUGAUCUACAAUAAUAAAGAUGUAUAAAAUAACAAGUCGAGUUGAUUUCAGGUUAGGUUAAUAACAAAUCGGGUUGAAUU